AAUUAGUAUUUUCUACCUUCAGAAAUUAAUGGCCAUGAGUUCGUACAUGGUGAACUCCAAAUAUGUGGAUCCAAAAUUUCCUCCAUGUGAGGAAUAUUCGCAGAACAACUAUAUACCUGACCAGGACACUGGGUACUACAGUCCAUCGCAGGACACCGAUUUCCAGCAUUCUGUAAUCUAUUCACGGUCAAACUACACCGAGCAGUCCUUCAGCUGUAACACAGUGCAGGGUUCCGCCGUGCAACCGCGGGGUCAUGUGCAGGAGCAAGCCAGCCAGCCCGUCUCUUUCAGCGCUCAGACCGGGCAAUGCCCGCCGGCCCAGAUGUCCGGGCCACGGACUUACGGACAGCAACAAAACACAAAGAACCAAAACGGGAUGCCCGCCAAGCAGCCAGCAGUAGUUUACCCCUGGAUGAAGAAAGUCCACGUUGCAACGGUGAACCCGGAUUACACAGGACCAGAGCCCAAACGGUCACGGACAGCAUACACCAGACAGCAGGUUUUGGAACUGGAAAAGGAAUUCCAUUUUAACAGGUAUCUUACUAGGCGGCGUCGCAUUGAGAUCGCCCAUACCCUCUGCCUCUCCGAGCGCCAGAUCAAAAUCUGGUUUCAGAACAGAAGAAUGAAAUGGAAGAAAGAUCAUAAACUGCCAAACACCAAAGGCAGAUCCUCCACAGCUACUAGCCAGCAUUUACAAAGCGCCCAGAAGGACAACCAGACUGAUAUCACAACUUUAUAAAAGAAGAAGAAACGUGUCCACACCUUACAACUGGCUUGUAUACCAGACACUGUUUCAUGUGACUGCGUGUUCUCCAGACAUGACAUUUUGGUCACUGCCAUUUCAUGAGAAACGGAAGCAAACCUCACCAACACAAAGUCUCCAGAAGCUAUAGAGCAUGGGCUCACUGAAUUACCAUCAUGUCGACCACUUUAACUAUUAUUCUCCACAGCAGAUAUGAAAAACAUCACCUGCUUCAGCGAGGUAUAGUAGAUAACUAGA
Megalops cyprinoides (Indo-Pacific tarpon) is the source of this 1000-nucleotide messenger RNA. RefSeq names its product homeobox protein Hox-D4a-like. The record is from RefSeq and is a predicted model, not a curated record. The coding region runs from base 29 to 739 and encodes 236 amino acids. The transcript is spliced from 2 exons. NCBI's taxonomy places the organism in Eukaryota, Metazoa, Chordata, Actinopteri, Elopiformes, Megalopidae. Gene Ontology annotation, biological process: embryonic skeletal system morphogenesis; regulation of transcription by RNA polymerase II; anterior/posterior pattern specification. Gene Ontology annotation, cellular component: nucleus. Gene Ontology annotation, molecular function: RNA polymerase II cis-regulatory region sequence-specific DNA binding; DNA-binding transcription factor activity, RNA polymerase II-specific.